Kuraishia capsulata CBS 1993 is the source of this 1113-nucleotide messenger RNA. RefSeq lists its product as uncharacterized. The record is from RefSeq and is a predicted model, not a curated record. The coding region runs from base 1 to 1113 and encodes 370 amino acids. Gene Ontology annotation, molecular function: NAD+ kinase activity. The transcript has a single exon. Lineage: Eukaryota; Fungi; Ascomycota; Pichiomycetes; Pichiales; Pichiaceae. Gene Ontology annotation, biological process: NAD+ metabolic process; NADP+ biosynthetic process.
AUGAGAGUCAGUCCGCGGCUACUCAUGAACAAGCUGGUGGAUAUCCGUUCGGUCACCACCCUCAAGGAUAGAGUCAUACCAUCUUACAAUCAGUUGCCAUACAGCAACUUGCACAACUUGCACUGGCCAUCGGAUAAGCCACUUCAGAAUAUAUACGUGGUCAAGAAGCCUUGGGUUCCUGAUGUCAGAGACGCAAUGAUGAAGUUCAUCACAUUUAUUCACCAGAGACAUCCGAACUGCAACAUCAUAGUUUCUCCAGAUGUGGCUGAUGAGAUAGCAGAAGAGACAAAGGAAAGUAAGCAACCGUGCGUUAUAUAUUCUGGAAAAAACAGCGAAAUUGUCCAGAAGACGGAUCUUUUGGUUUCUCUCGGGGGAGAUGGGACUAUUUUGAGAGGUGUGUCGACUUUUUCAAAUACAGUGGUUCCACCAGUUCUGUCGUUUUCACUGGGGACUCUGGGAUUUUUGUUACCUUUCAACUUUCAGAGUUUUGAGAAUGCUUUUGAGGAGGUGUACCAAUCGCAGGCAAAACUGUUACACAGAUCUAGACUGGAGUGCCAUUUUACCAAGAAGAACAACACCAAGGCGUUGGACGGGGACAUAAACGACUCCCGGAUAAAGAUCCACGCCAUGAACGAUAUAGUGUUACACAGAGGAUCGAUGCCUACACUCACCACGUUGGAGAUUUGCAUUGACGAUCAACUUUUCACCCGGACAACUGCUGAUGGGAUCAUCCUAGCCACACCCACAGGGUCCACUGCGUACUCACUAUCUGCUGGAGGGGCCAUUGUGAACCCAGCAGUGCCAUGCAUUCUAAUGACCCCCAUCUGUCCAAGAUCUUUGUCUUUCAGGCCGUUGGUUCUCCCAGCCACCUCCAAGAUCAAAGUGAAGGUAAUCGGCAAGGAACAGUCGAGAACCUCCAAUGCCAAACUGACGGUCGACGGCGUCCCUCAGGAUUAUUUGAACCCGGGCGAUGAGAUCUACGUGAAUACAGAGACAGCUUCCCCAGAUAAAGAUACAGGCAUAUGGUGUGUGGUGAAGUCCGAUCACGAUUGGACAUCGGGCAUCAACGAGUUGCUUGGGUUCAACUCCGGGUUCAAGGGUACGAAUAAGUGA